AUGCCUCCUAGAAGGUCAGUUAGAGUGGGUCGAGGUCGAGGUCGAGGUCAAGGCCAAGGCCGAGAUGAUGGAGGGAUCAAUGAACCACCUCAAGCACCACAGGGAUGGGAAGAGCGCAUUGCCGCACUGGAAGGAAUCAUUCAUAGGCAGGAUGAAGAACUUCGCCAGCUGAGACGUCAACCGGAGCCGCCAGUCCAAAUAAGGCAAGAUGCAGAAAAUAGAGACCCACCAGCUGCAGUGGUAUAUCCUGCUACAGAGGCUAGACAUGAGUUGUUAGCAGAGAGAUUUCGGAAACAACACCCACCUGAGUUUGAGGGAGGCAUAGACCCGGUAGUGGCUGAGGAGUGGAUAAGUCGCAUAGAAAGCAUUUUGCAGAUGCUAAGGGUGGAUGGGAAUGACCGAGUGAAGUGUGCAUCUUACAUGCUGAGGAAAGAUGCUCCAUUUCUAGCAGCAAAGGUCGAUGAAUUUACUGGGUUAGUCCAAGGGAGUCUUACUGUGACUGAGUAUGCACAAAAAUUUGAUAGAUUGGCGAAAUUUGCUCCAGAUCUGGUACCUACUGAUAGAGUGCGAGCACAUCGAUUUGUGGAGGGCCUGAAACCAAUGGUUGCUCGAGAUGUGGAAAUUGUGUCAAGGGGUCAAUUCAGUUAUGCUCAAGUUGUCGAAAUGGCUCUUACGGCUGAGCGGAGUGAAAACAAAAUUUGGAAGGAAAAUGCUGACAGGAGAGAAUCUAAGAAAGGUGGAGCCAAUUCUAAUGACCACAAGAAACGGGGACAGGACCAGUCCGGGCAGCCAAGUCAAGACAAGAGGUACAAAAGUGAUAACGACCAACGAUUUAAUGGCAGCAGUGGGCGAAACAUUCCAGAAUGCCCUAAAUGUACCAAACGUCAUCUCGGCGAGUGUCGCGCAAAAGCAUGCUACAAAUGUGGAAAAGAAGGACACAUCAAACACAAUUGCCCACUGUGGGGACAGACUGGGAACAGAGCAGAACCGAAGAAAGAUGACAAGUAUGUUCCAGCUAGAGUUUUUGCCAUCACUCAAGCAGAAGCUGAGGCCAGUCCUUCGGUUGUAUCAGGUCAGAUUCCUAUGGCCAACACCACUUGUAAAGUUUUGUUUGAUUCUGGUGCAACUCAUUCCUUUAUUGCUAGCACAAUUGUAAAUCAUAUAAAUGCACCGAGUGAAUUAUUUACUGUGGGGUUUGGGACCAUGUUACCAUCUGGGGAGGUUGUAAUCUCUAGAAGUUGGCUUAGGGGUAUACCUGUCAGGGUAGAUGGUAGAGAAUUAUUUGUAGACCUGAUUGUAUUAGAUUUAUUUGAUUUUGAUGUAAUCUUGGGCAUGGAUUUUCUUACCAAAUAUGGAGCAUCAGUUGAUUGCAAGCAAAAGAAAGUUGUUUUCACACCAGAAGAUGGAGAGACUUUCGAGUUCAGGGGGGUAGGAAAGAAACCCCGCACUCCUAUUAUUUCGGCAAUGAAGGCUGGGCAACUAUUGCAGCAGGAGUUAUCUGGGUUACCACCACACAGAGAAAUCGAAUUUGUGAUAGAAUUAGUGCCCGGAACAACACUAGUUUCCCGCGCACCAUAUAGGAUGGCACCAUCGGAAUUGAAAGAACUCAAAAUACAGUUGGAAGAAUUGCUUAAGUUAGGGUUUAUCAGACCUAGCUACUCUCCGUGGGGCGCACCAGUUCUAUUUGUUAAAAAGAAAGAAGGUACUAUGAGAAUGUGCAUAGAUUACCGAGAAUUGAACAAGGUGACUAUAAAGAAUCGGUACCCACUACCGAUGAUUGACGAUCUGUUUGACCAGCUUCAAGGGAAAAAGGUGUUUUCUAAGAUUGAUCUUCGUUCAGGGUAUCAUCAGUUAAGAAUCAAAAAUGAAGAUAUACCGAAGACAGCCUUCAGAACGAGAUACGGGCAUUAUGAGUUCAUGGUGAUGUCAGUUGGACUUACAAAUGCCCCAGCAGCUUUUGUGGACCUCAUGAACCGAGUCUUCAAGGAAUAUCUGGAUCAGUUUGUCAUUGUAUUCAUAGAUGAUAUACUGAUUUAUUCUAAGACAGAGGAGGAACAUGAGGAGCACUUACGCUUGACCUUGCAGCGACUGAGAGAACAUCAAUUGUAUGCCAAGUACAAAAAUGUGAGUUUUGGUUGUCCGAGGUUGCAUUUUUGGGCCACAUUGUCACUAACGGGGGAAUAA
Messenger RNA from Cannabis sativa, 2184 nucleotides. RefSeq lists its product as uncharacterized. The record is from RefSeq and is a predicted model, not a curated record. Gene Ontology annotation, biological process: proteolysis. Gene Ontology annotation, molecular function: aspartic-type endopeptidase activity; zinc ion binding; nucleic acid binding. The coding region runs from base 1 to 2184 and encodes 727 amino acids. The transcript is spliced from 3 exons. NCBI's taxonomy places the organism in Eukaryota, Viridiplantae, Streptophyta, Magnoliopsida, Rosales, Cannabaceae.